AUGAAUCCGUCGACUUCUUCUGGAUCGUCUCUCUGCGGGAAACAACUGAGUCUCCGUCGAAGUCUCUCGACGCCGUCGCUGUGCGGAGGAGGAGCCACGGUGGCGGAGUUUUGCGGUGGAACGACUGCGGGUUGCGCCGCCCUGUGUUGCUGCGGCCCCUGCGGCGUCGUGAAACUCGUCGUCCUCGCCGUUUACAAGCUCCCUCGCGGAAUCUGCCGCCGCGCAAUCCGGCGUCUGCAACGGAGGCGACUAGCGAAGAAAGCGGCGUUGGAGAAUAGAGAUUUGGAGAAGAAGCUGAGCAAAGUUGGGAGUUCGCAAUUCGCUGUACAUCCGUUAGAGAGCAAAGACGAUGACGACAUCGAUCAAUCAUUGUUGGAAGAAGAAGAAGACGAGGCAGUGAUUGCAUUGGAGAAAGAGAUGUGGAGCAGAUUUUACGGCGGAGGUUUCUGGCGAAGCCUUUCACAAGCUGAAACGGCGUCGUCUCAGAAAACCGAUUAG
Microthlaspi erraticum is the source of this 498-nucleotide messenger RNA. NCBI's taxonomy places the organism in Eukaryota, Viridiplantae, Streptophyta, Magnoliopsida, Brassicales, Brassicaceae. The record is from the annotation of a GenBank genome assembly.